UCUAACAGGUGCAGUCAAGGGCAUACGCCCUUGGUGCAGUGUUGUACAAACAAUAAUUAUUGUUGGAUUUGAAGAAUGAAAGCCUUACUGCUCUGUGCUCUAGCGCUGUACUGUAGUGUACAGGCAGCUCAUGCCACCCAGAUGCCUUCUUGAAAUCCAGGCCAACAGCCAUAAGAGAUGACUUCUGUUUCAGUUCUACGGUGUACUCGGCCCGGGUGGUUGGUGCCGUGUGUAACUGCGUCAUGGGGACCACUAACCUGAGAUGUGUCAACUACACCACCCAAGCUGACUCCACGCUGACCGCCGAGGUGAUGACCAUGGGGGCGUGUGAGGGUGCCACAUUCAAGAACAUGUACACACUCGGCAUGUGCGCCAAUCUCAGCAGUGCACUGUCUGUGAACACAGCUAUAACGGACACGUCUGGUCUUCCCACUUUGAACUUGACAGCACAGGCAGAGUUUGGCAGGUGUCCAAACGUGUGCCCAUUCAAUAACGUUACCAAUGACUACGACACUAUGAACAACCCGUGCCAGUAUACUAUAGAGCUAAUAGAAAUAUUCAAGCCUAUAAAUGCUACAUUUAACAACCCAUUGAUGGUGAAUGGACCUGAUGUUCUCACAACAUGUGGUAACUCCAAUAGACGUCUGACCAUUGGUGAGACGUAUCUGGUCGGAGUGGGUGGGGCUUGCAACCCAAUCUCUGCGUGGUCGACUCUGGAUACCUACUCUGAGAGUGAGUUAGAUCUCCUCCGAGACCUGAGUGCUGACAUGGGGCUGGUGUGUGCUGGGGCUCUGGGUACAGUGCCCUCCAUCGUGACUCUAGUGCUCUCUCUACUCCUCAUCUUCAUCGUGGUAGUGGCCGUCUGAACUAUUAAACGCUGGCUGUACACUAUUUUAUUGUGCUAAAUUUGUAUGACUGUAUUUGCUAUGGACAUUAAGUGUUUCCUCCAUGUAUUUUUUUAACCCAUUAUGACUGUACAUUGUACAUGUAUUUAUCAAUUAUGUUAUUGUUUAUCAAUAGUGAUGACUGUAUAAUUUGCAAGCUCUGUCA
Messenger RNA from Halichondria panicea, 1050 nucleotides. RefSeq lists its product as uncharacterized. The record is from RefSeq and is a predicted model, not a curated record. The transcript has 4 exons. The coding region runs from base 243 to 866 and encodes 207 amino acids. NCBI's taxonomy places the organism in Eukaryota, Metazoa, Porifera, Demospongiae, Suberitida, Halichondriidae.